AUGGCGGCCUACGUCCAGCGAUUACACCACGUUUCUUUGCACGUCUCUCACGCGGACAGAGUAGCCCGUGAGCUCGUGUCAAAGUUCAAGUUCCGCCCGUUUGCCUCCCGUUACCGCGACGCGUCCCACCAGCUCGCCCUCCGCAAGGGACGCGCCGUGUUCGUCAUCAACGACCGCAGAGAAGCGGGCGAACCGGUAGCGAAUAAAUGGGACUUUACAGGCGUAACCAGGGAGACAAGUAACUAUGGAGAUGGCGUGUCCUCCGGUUGUCUGUACGACGUGGACGCUCCCUAUGGCGUGGACACGGUGGCGAACGUGUGCUUCGAGGUGCGAGACGUGCAGAGGUCAUUCCAGACGCUGAAACGCUCCGGUUGCAGCUUCCCAGUGACCCCUACGUGCGUGCGCGAUGACAGUGGCGUUGUGACGUACGCUGUGGUCAAAUCCGUGGUGGGAAAUGUGUGCCACACGCUGAUUGACAAGUCCCGGUACGAGGGAGGGUUCCUUCCCGGAUUCCAGCUCAUCGGAGAGGAGGGGGAGGAGCCUGAGGAUGAGGCGUGUCCGGUCACACACUUUGACCACAUCACAUAUGCGUGUCCUCAGAGGUUCACACACACCGCCCUGCAGUGGUACGAGACCAUGUUCGGCUUCAAACGCUUCUUCAUCGGCAGUAACGAGGACCCAGAGGAGGGUCUGGUCUUGGACCAGGACGGGAUCGGACUGAGGCUCACAGCGAUGCAAUACUGGAAGUGCAGCCAGAGAGGCCUGAUGCUGCCCUCUGUCCACCAGGGGGAGCCAGACUGCAAGUUUGUCAUCGCAGAGUCUCUCCCAGAAAAAGGCCAUAACCAGGUGGACCGGUUCCUGGAUCAGCACAGAGGACCAGGAAUCCAGCACAUUGGCCUCUACACCAGCAACAUCCUGUCGACCGCCGAGACCAUGAGCCGAGCUGGUGUCCGCUUCUUCUGUCCUCCCCAGGCCUACUACACAGAGGAGGAGAAGAAGCAGCAGAUCUGUGCCGCUGGACUCAGUCCUGAGCUAUUGUCUCGGUUUGGGAUUCUGCUGGACACUGACCUGAGGACGGAGGGGAGAGAAAGACAGCUGCCCAGAUUUCUGCUGCAGGUCUUCACUCAGCCUCUGUUCUCUGAGGACACGUUCUUCCUGGAGCUGAUCGAGAGGAGAGGAGCGUCUGGGUUUGGAGAAGGCAACAUCAGGGCCCUCUGGAGGUCUGUGCAGAGGUACAUAGAGGAGGAGGACCAGGUGGAGGACCAGGACCAGGAGCUGCAGAGACACAUGGAGAAGGAGGACCAGGACCAGGACCAGGAGCUGAAGUCUGCAAAGAGAUAG
Knipowitschia caucasica is the source of this 1341-nucleotide messenger RNA. The record is from the annotation of a GenBank genome assembly. NCBI's taxonomy places the organism in Eukaryota, Metazoa, Chordata, Actinopteri, Gobiiformes, Gobiidae.